Molecule: messenger RNA, 791 nt
Organism: Drosophila suzukii
Lineage: Eukaryota; Metazoa; Arthropoda; Insecta; Diptera; Drosophilidae
Product: guided entry of tail-anchored proteins factor 1
Biological process (GO): tail-anchored membrane protein insertion into ER membrane
Cellular component (GO): GET complex
Molecular function (GO): protein-membrane adaptor activity
Source: RefSeq, a predicted model, not a curated record
AAUUUGUUUUUUUAUUAUUGUUAACACGAUUAACCACAGACUGGUAGCAAAAUUCCCCAACUUGGUCACAAAACUGACUUAAAUCAAUGACGCUGUUUGCCCUCAUCGCGCUGCUCAGCCUGCUGAACACAAUCCUGCCAGACUUCAUAAGGAACUACCUCAAGGUGUCACGAUUGUGGGGCGCCAGGAACUCCGGGGAAGUACGGCAGUUGCAGACGGAGGUGGACGCCGCCCGCGAGGAACUGGAGGUGGUGCGCAAUGCGGAGCACUCGGGGGAGUACGCUAGGACUAUUAAAAUCAUGCGCGCCGAGCGCAAAGUGACGGAGGCGGAGGCCAAACUGAAGUCCGCCCGCGGAGUGGAGAACCUAAUGCGGAUGGGCAUCGACACCGCCGUGUUCUACGGCUCCAAGGUGCUGCUCUCGCUGAUCACAGUCAUAGUCAGCAUCCGGAAUCGUGGCACUCCCGUGAUGAUCAUCGACGAGGGCAUUAGCCUGGCCCCUUUCACAGGCCUGCUCAGCUUUCCCACCGGCGUGGCCAAUGCUAUUUCUGUGCCCGCCUGGGCCUUCUCCUGUAACCUGACAUUCCGCCUCAUCUAUGGUCUGGUGAAAAACCGCCGGGCGUGAUUCAAUCUGGACGUAAUCCCUCCAUUUAGUUUAGCUGUUAGAAGGCGCUCGAAACUAUGUACUUUGUUAUGGUUUGCUAGGCUUCAUCACACGCAUUAACAUUCUAAUGUAAAGGCCCAAUUUUUUGUAAACUACGUAAACACAUGAUAUAUAUGUAUUUUCACAAAA